This is a messenger RNA of Brenthis ino (lesser marbled fritillary), 300 nucleotides long. NCBI's taxonomy places the organism in Eukaryota, Metazoa, Arthropoda, Insecta, Lepidoptera, Nymphalidae. The record is from the annotation of a GenBank genome assembly.
AUGCCAAAGGUGGCAUGGGAGAUAGCGAACAGUGAAGACACUCCAGUAGACGUAAACAAUGCUAAUAAUUAUAUUUUGACCAAUAAAGAUGUUUUGGGUACAAAUAAACCAGAGAGAACAGAGUAUAUGAUACGUCAAUUAGCUGUCUACUAUCGACACAUCUGUGGCAUAAUUAGAACAUGGACCAGUUCAGAUGGCCUCUUGAUGGCUUUAAUGCUCAUAAGCCGUAUGUUUCAUUUGGUGCUACUUUUACAGAGAUUAAUCAUGGGGUUGACCCAACAUUCAGGUAAAUUACAAAUG